AUGAACCCUUGGAUUCAUCUCACCAGCAUCCUCAGCUUGACCGCUGUGGCUGCUGCAGCUCCUCGCACAAAGACUUGCUACACGAGCCCUCCUACGACCGUCACCAAGCUUGUCACUCAGACUUGCCCUGCUCCCAAGACUGUCUAUCUUGACACUGCUGGCAACACAGUUGCUGCACCUGCUCCAACCAACCCAGCCAGCUAUGUCACCACUCUUGCAGGUGUGACCAAGGUCACCCAAAUGGUCUACCCGUCAUCUGUGACCUGCUACGCCGGCGAGACUGUCACUAUCGGCGGCGUCCCUACUGUUAUUGCAGGCGGUGCUGGCUCCACAAUUCUUUCGAACUGCCCUUGCUCUAUGCAGAAGACCGUGGUCGCUCCUGGCCCUGUUGUCACUCUUCCUGCCGCAUUCGCUCCCGGUGCAAACGCAGGUGGAGCUGCUGCUGGCGGUGCAGCUGGCGGAAACGCCGGCGGUGCUGUUGGAGGCGCUGCUUCCACUGUCAUCAACACCUACUACGUCUACCCCACCGCUUUCAUCGGAAAUGGAGGCGAGACUUUGACCAUUUCUGGCACUCAGACCGUCCUUCCUUCCGCUACUGUUAUCGAUCAGUGCCCUUGCACUCAGGCUACUCAGAUCACUGUUGUCGGACCCACCGUCACCAACACAGUCACUCAAUUCGUUCCCGUCGUGACCGUCAUCGCAGGCGCAACUGUCACCAGCACAGCUACCGUCGUUUCUGGCGUGACCGUCACCACAACUGCCACCGAGACAGCCACGGCUGGCGCUGGAGUUCCUGCUGCAGGCACUUUCGGUACUACCGUUGAUGGCGUUACUUUCCUGAUCGAGGAACAGAUCAACUACGAUGGCACUCCCCUUGCUCUUCCUGCCCGUAAGAACAAGCGCCAGAACGUUGGUGUUUCUCUCCAAGUCUGUCUUGAGACUUGUGCCGACAACGAGGCUUGUGCUGGCACAUCGCUCAGCACCGACUCUUCUGUCUGUCUUUACUUCAGCGCCAUCUUCCAGUCCACCAGACGUCGCGAUGUCACCAUCAUCUUCGCCACUGUCAUCAGCCGUGUUACUCCUACUGGCACUUCCAGCUUGAGCUCAUCUGCUAGCUCCACUGGCAGCUCUUCUUCGGUCUCUUCCAGCUCUGCUUCUUUGACCACAUCCACUUCUGCCACAUCUACCUCUGGUACUUCCACUUCCGGUACAUCCACCUCUGGAACCUCGACUACCUCGAACGGAGGAACUUCCACCUCUGGAACCUCUACUUCUGGUACUUCGACCUCGGGCACUUCCACUUCAGGCACUGCCACCACCAGCCAGACCGCCGACCCCUCUUCCGACCCUGAUGUUCCUGCUGAGGAGGAGAUUGUCGCACGUGCCGCCGCUCCCAGACCCGCUGGCCUGACCCUUCGCGAGGCUCACCGCAACAAGGCCGGUGCCGUCGUUCGUCGCGGUGGUGUUCUCCGCCGUUCCAAUGCUGAGCUCGCUGCCAAGCACGCUCCUCGCAAGGUUGUCAUUGAGCUUUAA
This is a messenger RNA of Aureobasidium pullulans EXF-150, 1533 nucleotides long. RefSeq lists its product as uncharacterized. Lineage: Eukaryota; Fungi; Ascomycota; Dothideomycetes; Dothideales; Saccotheciaceae. Bases 1 to 1533 code for a protein of 510 amino acids. The transcript has a single exon. The record is from RefSeq and is a predicted model, not a curated record.